AAUCCCAGCCCAUACCACCGGCACGCUUUACUCCGCCUCAAUUCUCAAGCCUUGAUCUGUCGUUGAGCCAAGACUCCCGCUACCUAGGAAAGAUCACAACAGUCUCACAUCCUGAAUUUCUGUUCUUCUCUUGAUUCUAUGGCAAAUGUUUGUACACUUGUGUUCUAACUAACCUUCAAUUCCAGUACACCAUGUCUACCCAAGGUUAUAUGCAGACCGAUCCCGCCGCUACCGCUACUUCUGUCGGUACCACUUCCGCCCCAGCUUCGUCCGCGCAGAUGGACGACUCUUCUCAGGUUGGACUGGCUCAGCUCGCAGCCGCCACUGCCACCCUCUUGGGACCGCUGCCCGCCUUCCACCCCCAGGCUGUCGCGAUGAAGCACAUCCAGGAUGUGUGCGAUGCCCUCAUGGCCAAAGACCUUGACCUUGUCGUCAAGACUUGCUGGAACUACGAGAAGAUGAAGACUCUCCACGACUCUCAGAAAGAGAUCAAGACUCUCAGAGCCAAUAUCGAGAAGGUCAAGAAGCAGCGCGCGAAGGCCAAGGACGAGCUCGACAAGGCCAAGGCCAAGAACAUUGCUGCUUCAGCCACCGCUGUAGCCGCUGCCUUGUCCAACCAAUUGGUCGGCUUCGUGGCUGAUACCGUGAUUGAGACCGAUGAGGCCGAGCAGCGUGGCAGCAUCGAUGGCCAGAAGCUUCUGUUCGGUCACAUUGUCAACGACCUCAACGAGCUCGAGGUCGUUCGAGGCUCGGACAUGGUGUGUACUGCUGGUGAUCUUGAGCUGUACAAGAAGAAGCACAACAUCCCCGACUACUGA
Colletotrichum phormii is the source of this 818-nucleotide messenger RNA. RefSeq lists its product as uncharacterized. Lineage: Eukaryota; Fungi; Ascomycota; Sordariomycetes; Glomerellales; Glomerellaceae. The transcript is spliced from 2 exons. The record is from RefSeq and is a predicted model, not a curated record. The coding region runs from base 192 to 818 and encodes 208 amino acids.